Eurytemora carolleeae is the source of this 1236-nucleotide messenger RNA. RefSeq names its product TBC1 domain family member 20. Bases 1 to 1236 code for a protein of 411 amino acids. The record is from RefSeq and is a predicted model, not a curated record. The transcript is spliced from 7 exons. NCBI's taxonomy places the organism in Eukaryota, Metazoa, Arthropoda, Copepoda, Calanoida, Temoridae. Gene Ontology annotation, cellular component: endoplasmic reticulum membrane. Gene Ontology annotation, molecular function: GTPase activator activity. Gene Ontology annotation, biological process: positive regulation of GTPase activity; endoplasmic reticulum to Golgi vesicle-mediated transport.
AUGCCUGAUCUUGAUGAUCCCCAGGAGCACAGUCAAACAUAUCAUUCUUUAACCUUAAACAUGGAGUCAUCCCCUCCAUCCGCCCUACAAUCAACUCCCCCUUCCCAGCCCUACACUCCCCCAGAUGAAUCUUCCACUCCACACAAACCUUUGGUUCAACCCUCAACUCCAAUAGUCCUCCCAUCUACUCCUGUGAGUCAACCAUCUACUCCUAUAACACCACCAACUACUCCCUUUAAUCAACCCAUUAAAACAGAUGAAGACUCCCAGGAUUCAAUUGUUAUGGACGUGAACCGAAGUUUGAAACGGUUUCCUCCAGGUAUAGGAGAGGAGGAGAGACCUGCUCUCCAGGAGCAACUAACCAGGCUGAUUAUCAGGGUUAUCAUGAAACAUCCGCAUCUUCAUUACUAUCAGGGUUAUCAUGAUGUUGCUAUAACAUUUCUACUUGUUGUCGGUGAGGAGCUGGGUUUCCAGAUAGUAGAACGUCUCUCUGUAUCUCACCUGCAGGAGUUUAUGGCGCCAACAAUGGAAGAGACAGUCAGCCUUCUCCAAUUCAUGUAUCCGCUCUUUCGACGCCGGAAUCCAAUUCUACAUUCUCAUCUAAUGCGCGCAGAGCUUGGAACUAUAUUUGCACUUCCCUGGCUGAUCACGUGGUUUGGACACGUGCUCCCGGAUUACGGAGAUGUUGUUAGACUUUACGAUUUUUUCUUAGCACAACCGCCGCGGAUGCCGAUUUACUUGGCAGCCGCCAUUGUUCUUCAUCGUGAGAAAGAAAUUUUAGCAACAGAAUGUGAGAUGUCAAGUAUCCACGGGCUUCUCUCUCAAAUCCCCCAAGAUCUGCCCUUUGAAAUAUUAAGCUCCGCCUCUUCUGUUCCCAGUGCGUAUAGCAGCACUGAGUCUGAACCAGAGAUAGUUAAAAAACCAAUCCGACGGCGGAGACGGCGGCGGAAAGGUUCUAAGGAUGAGUCGAGUAGUGUACGUAAAUCUGAUGAAAUAGAAAAGGCUCUGUUGAGCAGAGAUAUUGAUAAACUGGGUCAGCUGGCAGUCAGUCCCCUGGGUCUACUCUCAGACGAGAUGCGUGUUCGAGUAUGGCCGAGAUUAAUGGGAAUAGAUCUUAUAGAGACAGAUGUUACAAUCCCAACAGACGAGGAGAUUAAAAAACAUCCAGAGUACAAUCAAGACAAAACUUUAACAGAACUUCCAAUCCUCCUCUCCAUGUCAUAUUAUCGAGCUUAG